Molecule: messenger RNA, 774 nt
Organism: Adineta ricciae
Lineage: Eukaryota; Metazoa; Rotifera; Eurotatoria; Adinetida; Adinetidae
Source: the annotation of a GenBank genome assembly
AUGUCUUGUCCCUCCGAUGAUUUUAGUCAAAAGAUUUUCUUUGAAGUUCACAAUAAUUUACCAAGAGAAGGUCCUGGAAGUGUUCAAUCAACUCUUCAAGCGUUUCGGUCUAUUAGUCCAGACGAUAAACAACAAAAUAUACUUGAUAUCGCUUCUGGUCCGGGUGUAACUACUAUCGAAUUGGCAAGAUUAGGACAUCAUGUAACUGCCAUUGAUAAUCAUGAACCAUUUAUAAAAACACUCGUAACACGAGCUAAGGAAGAACUUCUUUCAGAUCGUAUAAAUGCAUUGAUUGGUGACAUGUUUUGUCUCGAAAAAUUUGUGCCUCAAAAAGCAUUUGACAUAAUUUGGUCUGAAGGUGCAAUAUAUAUAAUUGGUUUCGAAUCUGGCCUUAUUGAAUGGAAGGACUUUUUAAAAAACGAUGGUUAUCUUGUUUGUUCUGAAUUAUCUUGGUUAACUACAGGUCCACCAAAUGAGAUUCACGAAUUUUGGUCGAAAAAUUAUCCGGGAAUGCAUUCUCAAGAAGAAAAUUUUGCAAUUAUAAAGAAAUGUGGUUAUGAAUUGAUUGAUAGUUUUGUACUAGAUGAAAAAGAUUGGUGGACUGAAUACUAUGAACCCAUGGAAAAGCAAAUUGAACGAUUGAAAUUGAAAUAUAAAGAAGAUAAAGAGGCAGAAGAUGUUUUACGAAAACAACAACUUGAAAUUGACAUGUAUAGAAAAUAUUCAAAAACAUAUGGUUAUGUAUUUUAUAUCAUGAAAAAUAUCAAUGUAUAA